Molecule: messenger RNA, 2287 nt
Organism: Musa acuminata subsp. malaccensis (wild Malaysian banana)
Lineage: Eukaryota; Viridiplantae; Streptophyta; Magnoliopsida; Zingiberales; Musaceae
Product: NADP-dependent malic enzyme
Biological process (GO): pyruvate metabolic process; malate metabolic process
Cellular component (GO): chloroplast
Molecular function (GO): malate dehydrogenase (decarboxylating) (NADP+) activity; NAD binding
Source: RefSeq, a predicted model, not a curated record
CAAGGCCUCCUACCUCCCUCCCUCAUUUCAUUUCCAAUCGGCGAUCUCUCUCGAGGUAAAAGAAGACAAGAGCCGGCGGAGAUCCCCCCUUUCUCCCUCCUCCUCUCCUCGUCGCCAUGCUCUCGCUAAAUCGAAGCGGCUUCUUGCGAUGCGACGAGAAGCCAGGCCUGCUUGUGUCGCAGAGGCGGCGGAUGCCGCUGGCGCCGGCGGGGGUGCGGUGCGCGGCGAGGGGCGGAGGGGAGCUGAAUGGGAGGGGGAUCACGGUGGACAACACGGUCAAGGAGCUCAGGGGCGAGGCCGAGCCGGUGCUCGAGCCCAAGUCCGCCGGAGGCGUCGUGGAGGACGCGCACGGUGAGGACGGGGACGUGGAGGAGCAGUUCAUCAUGCCGUGGACCGUCUCCGUCGCCAGUGGUUACUCGUUGUUGCGGAAUCCACAACACAACAAAGGGCUCGCUUUCAAUGAGAAAGAGAGGGAUGCCCACUACUUGCGAGGCCUCCUGCCUCCAGCAUGUGUUACGCAAGAGCUUCAGGAGAAAAAGAUUAUGCACAAUCUUCGCCAAUACCAGGUGCCCCUGCAACGUUAUGUGUCCAUGAUGGAUCUUCAGGAGAGAAACGAGAAGCUCUUUUACAAGCUGCUAAUUGACCAUGUUGAGGAGUUACUUCCAAUUGUUUAUACUCCUACUGUUGGUGAGGCUUGCCAGAAGUAUGGCUCCAUCUUUGGGCAUCCUCAGGGUCUCUACAUCAGUUUGAACGAGAGGGGGAAGAUUCUCGAAGUCUUGAGAAACUGGCCCGAAAGGAACAUCCAAGUUAUUGUGGUCACAGAUGGUGAGCGGAUUUUGGGUCUCGGAGACCUUGGCUGCCAGGGAAUGGGAAUUCCUGUGGGCAAGCUUGCUCUAUAUACUGCUCUUGGGGGUCUGCGUCCAUCUGCUUGCUUACCUGUCACUAUUGAUGUGGGGACCAACAAUGAGCAGCUACUUAAGGAUGAGUUCUAUAUUGGACUGCGCCGAAGAAGAGCUACUGGUCAGGAAUAUGCUGAGUUGAUGCAUGAGUUCAUGACUGCUGUGAAGCAGAGGUAUGGGGAGAAAGUGCUCAUUCAGUUUGAAGACUUUGCUAACCAUAAUGCAUUUGAACUGCUUGCCAAAUAUCGUAAAACGCAUCUCGUGUUCAAUGAUGACAUCCAGGGCACAGCUUCUGUGGUUCUUGCUGGGCUUUUUGCAGCUUUGAAUAUAGUUGGUGGAACUCUGGCGGAGCACAGUUUCUUAUUCCUUGGUGCUGGGGAGGCUGGUACCGGUAUCGCAGAACUCAUAGCACGUGAGAUGUCAAAACAGACAAAAGCUCCAUUGGAAGAGACUCGGAAGAAAAUUUGGAUGGUGGAUUCAAAGGGCUUAAUUGUGAGCUCACGCAAGGAAUCUCUUCAGCACUUUAAGAAACCUUGGGCGCAUGACCAUGAACCUGUCGGUAAUCUCUUGGAUGCUGUCAAGGCUAUAAAGCCAACUGUAUUAAUUGGCUCCUCUGGAGUGGGAAGAACUUUCACAAAGGAGGUGGUUGAAGCCAUGGCCACAUUUAAUGAGAAGCCCAUAAUUUUGGCUCUCUCCAACCCGACCACACAGUCCGAGUGUAGUGCAGAAGAAGCAUACACAUGGAGUAAGGUAAAUCUUGUUAUUCUUGUAGCCACAUGUCCCAUAUCCGCCGUGAUAAGAGAUUUUUCAUGGGGUUCAAUUUUCUGCUUAAAAACUGGCUUGCCACAUUCACAGGGUCGAGCAAUAUUUGCUAGUGGGAGCCCGUUCGAUCCAGUUGAAUAUGAUGAAAAGAUUUUUGUGCCUGGCCAGGCAAACAAUGCCUAUAUUUUCCCAGGAUUUGGCCUCGGGUUGGUUAUCUCUGGAGCUACCCGUGUGCAUGAUGACAUGCUCCUUGCAGCCUCGGAAGCAUUGGCCCAACAGGUGACACAAGAGAACUUGGAUAAAGGAUUGAUCUAUCCACCCUUCUCAAAUAUUAGGAAGAUAUCUGCUCAUAUUGCCGCUAACGUCGCUGCUAAAGCAUAUGAACUUGGUCUGGCAAGUCGGCUCCCAUGUCCCAAGGACCUGGUGAAGUAUGCAGAGAGCUGCAUGUACAACCCUGUUUACCGCAGUUACAGAUGAAUGGGUCUCCAGUUUUGAAUGAAUACUAGUAGUAGUAAUUGUAGAUCUCAGUAGCGAUAGAUGUUGUGGAUGUCUUUGUUGCUGUUGCCUCUCACUAUAUUGUUGUAUGACCUUUUGCCAAUAUGAGCUGGAACUAAAAUUGUUCUCUC